This is a messenger RNA of Eucalyptus grandis, 1414 nucleotides long. RefSeq lists its product as uncharacterized. The record is from RefSeq and is a predicted model, not a curated record. Gene Ontology annotation, molecular function: chromatin binding. The coding region runs from base 7 to 516 and encodes 169 amino acids. Gene Ontology annotation, cellular component: nucleolus. NCBI's taxonomy places the organism in Eukaryota, Viridiplantae, Streptophyta, Magnoliopsida, Myrtales, Myrtaceae. Gene Ontology annotation, biological process: DNA replication initiation. The transcript has 6 exons.
CUGGUGAUGACAAACAAGUUAAAUGCUGGGAUCUUGACCAGAAUAAGGUUAUCCGGUCUUAUCAUGGUCUUUGUACUUCCAGAUCAGAAUCAUGAAAGCGCCGUGCUUCAAACCAAGCCUUCACCUAGGAAGCUCAUCAUUGCCAAGUCACUUGUUGCUGCUGAUUAUAAAGCAGCUAGCUUCGAUCCAGAUAUUAUGGAGCGCCGAAGGACACAGUCAGAGACACUUUCUGCCGUAUUUGAGAUAGAUUUUCGUAUUCUGAAGCAUACUAUGCAGUCAAUUGUGCCCAGACCUAAUGGAGAUACUGGUACAACUCAUGUGACUGAGGCUCACCCACUCCUUGGACCAUGUUUGGAUGGUCUAGGAAAAUUUUCUCACCUGAUUGACUUGGAUUAUAUUGGAGAUCUCAUGAAUUACCUUAAAAAGCUUGCAUGUUCUUGUGGAAAAUCGGACAGUUCAGGAAAAUGCGUACCGUCUCGGAAAGACUUUGCUGUUGCAUCAUUGCUUUUAAAGUAAUGAGGAACAAUCUCGAUGCUUUGAACGUUGAUUUGCAAGAUUUUUUUGUUCAGCUAUACAACCUCAUACUUGAAUACAGGCCUGGAAGAGAUCAGGGUGAGGUGCUAGCUGAAGCUCUAAAGAUGAUGCUGUGCAAUGAUAGGCACUCACUUGACAUGCAGAAGGCUGCAGCAUUCAUAAAGCGUUUAGCCACAUUCUUGUUAUGCUUUGAGUCUGCAAAGUCCAUGGCUGCCUUGGUCACUUUAAAGCAUCUCCUAUUAAAUGCCGGGUUUUGUUGGAAAAUGAUCCUGGAGGUGGCUCAGUAUCAGGUUCUGUUGCGGUAAGCAAUUUACUGCUUCCAUGCAGAACCCUUAAUUGAUGCAUGAUAUGUUGGAUUUAAAAUGGAGAUGAAGGAAGUAAGGCUAAAAGGUGAAGUGUCUCCUUUCUCCGUGAUGCAAUUUUGGGUGCAUAAGAGAGAUGAACGCAUGCUGUCAAGGUUCAAGAAAUCUCGUCAGCCAAAGAUGCCACGGCUAAAUCAGAAAGUUCCUUGGCCUAGUGCUCAGGCUGGCCGGUAUUACAUUAGCGUCACUGAGCUACUGAAUUUAAGGCCGCUCAUGGGAUUCUGGUGAAUAAUUUAUUCAGAAGAAAAUUUACAGAAUACCAUUGAAAGAAAGAUUAUGAGCCCAUGGUGGCAAAAAAAGAAACAAAAUGAUAGGAGACUUUUCUAUUUAGGGGAUUGGAGAAAUCUCAUGAAGUUAAAUUAUAGUGAAUUCGAUUGUGUGGCACAGAAGACCUUGUAAUACUUCAAAUUACACAAUGAAAGAUCUCCCUUCUGUAUCUUUAUCUGUAAUUUUUCACUUUGGGUUGUCAAAAUCUGGUUUACUUCCCAUAUUCGAAUGCAAGGCUGUUAUUUCACUCA